Pipistrellus nathusii (Nathusius's pipistrelle) is the source of this 1776-nucleotide messenger RNA. NCBI's taxonomy places the organism in Eukaryota, Metazoa, Chordata, Mammalia, Chiroptera, Vespertilionidae. The record is from the annotation of a GenBank genome assembly.
AUGGAAGAGAAGUGGCUGCUGUGUGUGUUGCUAGUCCUUGGAACUGCUGUCAUUCAGGCUCAUGAGGGUCAUGAUGAUGAUGUGAUUGAUAUUGAGGAUGACCUGGAUGAUGUCAUUGAAGAGGUAGAAGACUCAAAAUCGAAAUCAGAAAUCAGCACUCCUCCAUCUCCAAAGGUUACCUACAAAGCUCCAGUUCCAACGGGGGAAGUGUACUUUGCUGAUUCCUUUGACAGAGGAACUCUGUCUGGGUGGAUUUUAUCCAAAGCCAAAAAAGAUGACACUGAUGAUGAAAUUGCCAAAUAUGAUGGAAAAUGGGAGGUAGAUGAAAUGAAGGAAACAAAACUUCCAGGGGACAAAGGACUUGUAUUGAUGUCUCGGGCCAAGCAUCAUGCCAUCUCUGCUAAACUGAACAAGCCCUUCGUGUUUGAUACCAAGCCUCUCAUUGUUCAGUAUGAGGUUAAUUUCCAAAAUGGAAUAGAAUGUGGUGGUGCCUAUGUGAAGCUGCUUUCCAAAACCCCGGAACUAAACUUGGACCAGUUCCAUGACAAGACCCCUUAUACAAUCAUGUUUGGUCCAGAUAAAUGUGGAGAGGACUAUAAAUUGCACUUCAUCUUCCGCCACAAAAAUCCCAAAACGGGCGAAUACGAAGAAAAGCAUGCUAAGAGACCAGAUGCCGAUCUGAAGACCUAUUUUACUGAUAAGAAAACACAUCUUUAUACAUUAAUCUUGAAUCCAGAUAAUAGUUUUGAAAUAUUAGUGGACCAAUCUCUUGUGAACAGUGGAAAUCUACUAAAUGACAUGACUCCUCCUGUAAAUCCUUCACGGGAAAUUGAGGACCCGGAAGACCGGAAACCUGAGGAUUGGGAUGAAAGACCAAAAAUACCAGAUCCUGAUGCUGUCAAACCAGAUGACUGGGAUGAAGAUGCCCCUGCUAAAAUUCCUGAUGAAGAAGCCACAAAGCCUGAAGGCUGGUUAGAUGAUGAGCCCGAAUAUGUAGCUGAUCCAGAUGCGGAAAAGCCAGACGAUUGGGAUGAAGAUAUGGAUGGAGAAUGGGAGGCUCCUCAGAUUGCCAACCCUAAGUGUGAGUCGGCCCCUGGGUGUGGUGUUUGGCAGCGACCUAUGAUUGACAACCCUAACUAUAAGGGCAAAUGGAAGCCCCCCAUGAUUGACAACCCUAACUACCAGGGAAUCUGGAAACCCCAGAAAAUACCAAAUCCAGAUUUCUUUGAAGAUCUGGAACCUUUCAAAAUGACUCCUUUUAGUGCUAUUGGUUUGGAACUGUGGUCUAUGACCUCCGACAUUUUUUUUGACAACUUUAUCAUUUGUGGCGAUCGAAGAGUAGUUGAUGAUUGGGCCAGUGAUGGAUGGGGUCUGAAGAAAGCUGCUGACGGGGCUGCUGAGCCAGGUGUAGUGGGGCAGAUGCUGGAGGCAGCUGAAGAGCGUCCGUGGCUCUGGGUGGUCUAUGUUUUGACUGUAGCACUGCCUGUGUUCCUUGUAAUCCUCUUCUGCUGUUCUGGAAAGAAACAGUCCAGUCCUGUGGAGUACAAGAAGACUGAUGCUCCUCAGCCAGAUGUGAAGGAAGAAGAGAAGGAAGAAGAAAGGGACAAGGGAGAUGAGGAGGAAGAUGGUGAAGAGAAACUUGAAGAGAAGCAAAAAAGUGAUGCUGAAGAAGAUGGUGACGCUAUCAGUCAAGAGGGUGAAGAUAGGAAAUCCAAAGCAGAGGAGGAUGAAAUUUUGGACAGAUCACCAAGAAACAGAAAGCCAAGAAGAGAGUAA